Messenger RNA from Trichoderma virens Gv29-8, 813 nucleotides. RefSeq lists its product as uncharacterized. The record is from RefSeq and is a predicted model, not a curated record. The transcript is spliced from 2 exons. Bases 1 to 813 code for a protein of 270 amino acids. Lineage: Eukaryota; Fungi; Ascomycota; Sordariomycetes; Hypocreales; Hypocreaceae.
AUGGAUAAGACGAACUUGCACCGCGACAGCAGCUCCUAUGCGGCCUCCCCAAUGAGCGACAGCAUGCAAGUGACUGGUGUGCCUGACGAGGCCCCGUUGGACUUCUCUGACUUGGCCCCGUUGGACUUCCCUGACUUCUCUGAAAAGGGCAUGUUGGACUUCUUGAAUGGUACAACUUUUGUCCAAUCUCAGCAUCCGGCUCCAGACCAUCCCGUGUGUAACAACAGCAUGCACUCGAGCAACCAACUGCCCGUGGAUUUAGAUCCCUCCAAUCUUGGGGUUGCACCCGCAAGAGACUGUGCCGCAUUCAGCCAGGUUCCCCCAUUCGUCAACCCGCAUCCAACACAGGCGAGCAGCCCUGAUGACAGCCUUGAUAUUAUUGGCGCCCCUAACAUGAGCACGCCGGUAGUACGACCACCAGCUUCUAAUGGGGCUCCGCGACGUCUGGCGUGUAUAUUCUCCAAAUGCAGCCCAGAAGGACAGCCGCCUACGUGCCUUGACAAAGACUUUGAAAACUUUUCACGAGUAAAAGAGCAUGUUCGCAAAAAGCACUGCAACCCAAUCUACUGCCCCCGCUGCUACUUGACGAGAUUCCGCACGCGACGGGAAUUUGAUGCUCAUCUUCGCCAACCCAUCAUCUGCCAUCUCCGGGAAUUCAAGGAGAUGAAUGGUUACAAUCCUGAAAACAAGGAGCAGAACGUCAUCAUUGGGCAGCGGGCCAACCCGGGAAAAUCCGAGGAAGAACGCUGGAUGGAAUUGUUCAAGGCCGUCUUUCCGGGCUACCUGCCUCCAGAUUCCAUUUACGCGGCUUAG